CAAUUGCAUCUUUUUUCUGUGUGCAAGGCAAUUACUUUUUAAAAAGUGGAAUUUCUUCAGAAUGACUAUGUACAAGAGCAAACGCAGAAACCAAAGAUAUAUCAACAUGGCAGGAGAGCCAAAACCAUACAGACCAAAACCUGGCAACAAGCGGCCACUUUCAGCACUUUACAGACUUGAAUCAAAGGAGCCCUUCCUGUCUGUUGGUGGUUAUGUAUUUGAUUAUGAUUACUACAGAGAUGAUUUCUACAAUCGGUUGUUUGAUUACCACGGCCGUGUCCCCCCACCACCUCGUGCGGUAAUUCCACUGAAACGUCCUCGUGUGGCUGUGACAACAACCCGUAGAGGCAAAGGGGUUUUCUCCAUGAAAGGAGCAUCACGAUCCACCUCAAGUGGGGCUUCUUCCUCAGGAUCCAAAUCACCCACCUGUCUUCCCCUGCCCCUUAUGUGGAGUGAUACUGUCCUUGGAAGCGUCACUGGAAGAGGAAGAGAAAGAUCAGUGAAAUCAGAUGAGUUGCAAACAAUCAAGAAGGAAUUAACCCAAAUCAAAACAAAAAUUGACUCCUUGCUAGGGAGACUGGAAAAGAUUGAAAAGCAGCAAAAAGCUGAAGCAGAAGCUCAAAAGAAACAAAUGGAAGAUAAUGCUGAUUUGAUUCAAGAGGAAUGCAUAUCAGAGAAUGCAGAUAAUUCUACGGAAGAGCCAAUUGAAGGAGGGCCAGAUGCAGAUGGGGAUGGAGAAGAUAUGACUGAUGGGAUAGAGGAGGAUUUUGAUGAGGAUGGCAGCAAUGAGCUGUUUCUACAGAUCAAGUGAUGAGAUAUCUCAUGUGAACCCCCUGAAGGCUGAGAAGAGAAACUCUGACUUCCCCACAGAAAAUUGUGAACUGCAGUUUCUUACUGGC
This is a messenger RNA of Melopsittacus undulatus (budgerigar), 899 nucleotides long. It is a transcript of the gene RALYL, whose product is annotated as RALY RNA binding protein like. The transcript is spliced from 9 exons. Gene Ontology annotation, cellular component: nucleus. Lineage: Eukaryota; Metazoa; Chordata; Aves; Psittaciformes; Psittaculidae. Bases 62 to 811 code for a protein of 249 amino acids. Gene Ontology annotation, molecular function: RNA binding. The record is from RefSeq and is a predicted model, not a curated record.